Messenger RNA from Corythoichthys intestinalis (scribbled pipefish), 3043 nucleotides. RefSeq names its product transmembrane 9 superfamily protein member 5 (gene tm9sf5). Bases 163 to 2175 code for a protein of 670 amino acids. Lineage: Eukaryota; Metazoa; Chordata; Actinopteri; Syngnathiformes; Syngnathidae. Gene Ontology annotation, cellular component: membrane. The record is from RefSeq and is a predicted model, not a curated record. Gene Ontology annotation, biological process: protein localization to membrane. The transcript has 18 exons.
UCACUGUGACUGUUGGUUGAGUUCGCGACACGACAGGCGGAUACCCAGCAUAGCUUUAGCCCACGUCGCUGCUUUUCCAACAGAAAUAGCUAUCGUUGUUCCCCCCGGACACGAAAAACUCUUAUUUAACGCAGCGUUGAAAUUUGACGAGUCUCUUAUAAAAUGAGGAGACGAAUAGAGUUAGGUUAUGUGCUGCUUUUCGCUCUAGUUUCGCAUUUCUGCUCGUGCUCGGCGUUCUAUCUUCCGGGUUUAGCUCCUGUUAGUUUUUGCGAGGACAACAAAGGUGGUGAAGAUUGCCAGACACAGAUACAGCUGUUUGUCAAUCGCUUGGAUUCUGUGGAGUCCGUCCUGCCUUAUGAAUAUGAUGUGUUUGACUUCUGCAAGGAUGCGGAGGAAAAGAGGCCUUCGGAGAAUCUCGGGCAGGUGUUAUUUGGUGAACGUAUUGAGUCUUCCCCGUACAAGUUUAACUUUAAACAAGAUGUCAAGUGCAAGGAGGUGUGUACAAAAACAUACAAGAAGGACGUCCAAGAGGACGCAACCAAGCUGGAAUUCAUCAAAAUGGGAAUGCUGCUUAACUAUCAGCACCAUUGGAUCAUUGACAACAUGCCUGUCACGUGGUGCUAUGAUGUGGAAGACAACCAGAAAUACUGCAACCCUGGCUUCCCCAUUGGUUGCUUUGUUACUGCUGACGGACGACCUAAAGAUGCCUGUGUUAUUAAUGCCGAAUUCAACAAGAGAAAGACAUUUUAUGUCUUCAACCACGUUGACAUCAAGAUCUUUUACCACAACGGAGGGGCCGAUGGGUGGACUGGUGCUCGGCUAGUUGCUGCCACACUGGAGCCCAAGAGCAUCAAUCAUGGAAGUGCAAGUACACUGAACUGCGACAUCCUCCGCCCGAUGGAAGUCCCUACCCAGUUUGACAAUGACGUGUCCAUCGUUUACACGUACUCUGUGACAUUUGAGGAAAACAACCAGAUCAAAUGGGCUUCCAGGUGGGACUACAUCCUUGUCUCUAUGCCACACACAAACAUCCAGUGGUUCAGCAUCAUGAACUCUUUAGUUAUCGUGCUCUUCCUGUCCGGAAUGGUGGCCAUGAUCAUGCUGAGAACGCUGCACAAGGACAUUGCCAGAUACAAUCAGGUGGACCAGGCAGACAUGAUAAAACGUCCAUCGACUGGGCCAAAAUCCGAUCCGUUUUAUGAAGAUGCACAGGAGGAGUCUGGAUGGAAGCAGGUGCACGGCGAUGUCUUCCGUCCACCCAGGAAAGGCAUGCUUCUAUCCAUAUUCCUGGGACAGGGCACGCAGAUCUUCAUCAUGACCUUCAUCACACUCUUUCUGGCCUGCUUGGGCUUCCUCUCCCCAGCCAACAGGGGGGCUCUCAUGACGUGCGCCGUGGUCCUCUGGGUCCUGCUCGGAACACCUGCUGGUUACGUGUCAGCACGCCUUUACAAGACUUUUGGAGGUGAAAAGUGGAAGACAAAUGUUCUGUUGACGGCGCUACUGUGCCCUGGUAUCGUGUUUGCCGACUUCUUCCUGAUGAAUCUGAUCCUCUGGGUGGAGGGGUCGUCAGCGGCCAUCCCCUUUGGGACCUUGGUGGCCAUAUUGGCGCUUUGGUUUGGAAUUUCUGUGCCGCUCACCUUUGUCGGUGCCUACUUUGGAUUCAAGAAGCCUGCAAUUGAGCAACCAGUGAGAACGAAUCAAAUCCCACGCCAAAUUCCUGAACAGUCGUUCUUCACCAAACCCAUCCCGGGAAUCGUCAUGGGCGGAAUCCUGCCCUUCGGCUGCAUCUUCAUCCAGCUGUUUUUCAUCCUCAACAGCAUUUGGUCCCAUCAAAUGUACUACAUGUUCGGCUUCCUCUUUCUGGUGUUCAUCAUUUUGCUCAUCACUUGUUCCGAGGCCACCAUUCUGCUCUGCUACUUUCACUUAUGCGCUGAGGACUACCACUGGUGGUGGCGUUCAUUCCUAACCAGCGGUUUCACUGCGGUCUAUUUGUUCGUAUACGCCGUGCACUAUUUCUUCUCCAAGUUGCAAAUCAUCGGCGCAGCCAGCACUUUCCUAUAUUUCGGCUACACCAUGAUAAUGGUCCUCAUCUUCUUCCUCUUCACUGGCACAAUCGGCUUCUUUGCAUGCUUCUGGUUUGUAAAUAAAAUCUACAGUGUGGUCAAGGUGGACUAGAAGACAGAGUGGCGAAAUGGAGAAAGACUGUUGUAGCCAUCCAUGUGACGGCGACAUUUUGAAAGGACCAGAAGCGAGACCCCCAAGAGCCGAGCCCGUCCUUUUUGUGCUUUACACCUCUCUCCUUUUAUCGUUUUCUUUUGCGUUCACUCUUGACUGCUAAUAUUCGGAGCGGCAGCAUUACAAAUUAACGUGGGGCCUUGGUAUCAUUGUGAACAUAUUUUGUUUCAGUGGGAUUUUAAAAAAACAAAGGAAAGGCUGAAGUGUUUUAUCAAAGUUGUCUUUAUUUCACAAGAAAAUGCAAUUGUUUGUUUUGAUUUCCCUUUCCCCUUCAAGAUUUUUUUUUUUUUUUUUUUUGUGGAGGAACUGUAAUAUGGGAGAGAGAAAAUACUGCUUGUACAUAUAUUGUAUAGACAGAGCGAAGGAAAGGAUGCUCAAAACUUUCUGUUCUCAUUUUAGGGCCUUAAAUCCUGAACUAUAUCAGCCUGUAUUGUAGUUGAGAAGGCAUAUAAAACACUGACAUUGCUGAUCCAUGUCCUUUUUUUCUUAUAUUUAUACAUUUGCAUUGAAUCAAAGGGGAGAGAGAGGUUGAGUUCUGCUUGUUCCAAAAUGGAGGAUCUUUUUAAUUCAUUCAAAUGAGAAGCAUCUGUGAAUUCACUGAUUAACACCUUUUGUUUACAACACUUGUUUUUUUUCAUUGGGGUUGGAGGAUCGUCAUGAAUCAUGGUGAUCUGGUUUGCAAAUAUAUCCAAUUAAUACGACAUCACGCUCUGUAUAAGGCUCUUGAAUGUAUACUCAGCAAUAUGGAUAUAUGAUGUAUUUUCUUGUUUUCACUCUGGUUUGGAAAUGAAGGACACUUUCAUCGCUC